AUGACUGAGGAAAAGAAAACUUACACCAUCCCCUACCGUUCCCAGCUCCAGGAGAAGUUCGAGCCCGGACAGACCUUGAUUGUGAAGGGAUCCACCAUCGACGAAUCCCAGAGAUUCACCGUCAACUUCCACAGCAAGUCCGCCGACUUCUCAGGUAACGAUGUUCCCCUCCACAUCUCGGUCCGAUUCGAUGAGGGAAAGGUAAGGGUUUUGUUGAAUUAAACAUAAGGCAAAAAAUAGAACUUCGAAUUUGAUCUUUCGAAAGUUUAAAUACACAAUUUUGUCACAUUUACUUGACUUGUGAGUUCUCUCGGACCUGGAUAAUAUUGUCUUUGUUUGUUUCCAGAUUGUCCUCAACUCUUUCUCAAAUGGUGAAUGGGGCAAAGAAGAGCGCAAGAGCAACCCCAUCAAGAGGGGAGAACCCUUCGAUAUCCGAGUCCGAGCUCAUGAUGACAAGUUCCAGAUCAUCGUUGACCAGAAGGAGUUCAAGGAAUACGAACACCGUCUCCCUUUGAGCAGCAUCUCUCACUUCAGCGUUGAUGGUGACUUAUACUUACACACCGUUUCAUGGGGAGGAAAAUACUACGUAAGAAACAAGAUCAAAUUGUUGUAGUAUGAAAAGUUGUCUCUUUAUGUCAAUUGUUUUUAGCCAGUCCCAUAUGAAAGCGGAAUUGCCAGCGGGUUCCCAGUCGGAAAGAAAUUGGUGAUCUACGGAACACCCGAGAAGAAGGCCAGACGCUUCAAUAUCAACUUGUUGAGAAAGAACGGUGACAUCGCCUUCCAUUUCAACCCUCGUUUCGAUGAGAAACAUGUUGUCAGAAACGCUCUUCAAGCCAAUGAAUGGGGAAACGAGGAACGCGAGGGCAAGAUCCCGUUCGAGAAGGGAGUCGGCUUCGAUCUGGUCAUCGUCAACGAGCCCACCCACUUCCAGGUGUUUGUCAACGACCAGCCCUUCACCUCCUUCGCCCAUCGAUCAGAGCCCAGCGACAUUGCUGGUCUUCAGAUUCAGGGAGAUGUCGAGAUCACUGGCAUCCAGAUCCAUUAA
Messenger RNA from Bursaphelenchus xylophilus (pine wood nematode), 1045 nucleotides. The record is from the annotation of a GenBank genome assembly. Lineage: Eukaryota; Metazoa; Nematoda; Chromadorea; Rhabditida; Aphelenchoididae.